AUGCCAGUAUGGACUGUCAAUUCUUUGACACUCAACUCGACUGAACAAACCGACGUAACGAGGCAGGGAACCAGCAAGGCGAAAAAGAGGGGAAUUACCGAACGACUACACACGUGGGAACUGGAGGCAGGAGGAACAGGUGAUGGUAGUGGGGCCGCCACCCAGCUCCGUGUGUCCUCAGCUGAUGACGCUGCUGUUGCUGCUGGCACUAUUGCUCCUGUUAGCGGUUGCACUGUUGCUGUUGUUGGUGCUGGCACUGUUGAUGCUGGCACUAUUGCUCCUGUUAGCGGUGGCACUGUUGCUGUUGUUGAUGCUGGCACUAUUGCUCCUGUUAGCGGUUGCACUGUUGCUGUUGUUGGUGCUGGCACUGUUGAUGCUGGCACUGUUGCUCCUGUUAGCGGUUGCACUGUUGCUGGUGCUGGCACUGUUGCUCCUGUUAGCGGUGGCACUGUUGCUGUUGUUGAUGCUGACACUAUUGCUUCUGUUAGCGGUGGCACUGUUGCUGCUGGCACUGUUGAUGCUGGCACUAUAGCUCCUGUUAGCGGUGGCACUGUUGCUGUUGUUGGUGCUGGCACUAUUGCUGCUGCCUUUGGUUAA
Procambarus clarkii (red swamp crayfish) is the source of this 597-nucleotide messenger RNA. The record is from RefSeq and is a predicted model, not a curated record. NCBI's taxonomy places the organism in Eukaryota, Metazoa, Arthropoda, Malacostraca, Decapoda, Cambaridae.